AUGGCACCCUUCCUGCGUAUCGCUUUUAAUGCAUACGAUGUGGGUGACCUGCCUGCUCCUUCUGACCCCCCCAUUUGUGCCAUCAAGAUGAAGGAGUCUGUCAACACAGAACGAGGAAAAACACUGAUUCAGAAGAAACCAACUAUGUAUCCAUCAUGGAAAUCUACUUUUGAUGCUCAUAUAUAUGACGGUCGUGUUCUAGAAGUGGUUCUGAUGCAGAGCGCUGAACAGGCCUUGGCAAAGGCUACUGUUGGUUUGUCUGUGCUCGCCGAACGCUGUAAAGAGUCUAAGACCAGUGGUCGUGCUGAAUUCUGGGUGGACUUGGUACCGUCAGGGAAAAUCCAAAUUGCUGUACAGUAUUUGCUGGAAGACAGUGAUGCAGCACAAAACCAAGCAUCUGUGAAAGUUUCUCCUGAGGAUGGACUCGUAACCCUGAACAAGAGGAGGGGUGCUUUCAAGCAGCCCAGGCUUCACGUCAUCAAGAAUCAUGAGUUUACUGCCACUUUUUUCCACCAGCCUACUUUCUGCUCUGUUUGCAGAGAGUUUCUCUGGGGCCUGAAAAAGCAAGGCUACAAGUGCAGACAAUGCAAUGCAGCAAUUCACAAGAAGUGCAUCGAAAAGAUUAUUGGCAGGUGCACUGGAACUGCCGCAAACAGUCGUGACACAAUGUUCAAGAAAGAGCGCUUCAAGAUUGAUAUUGCGCAUCGCUUCAAGAUCCAUAACUACAGAGGCCCCACCUUCUGUGACCACUGUGGCAGUCUGCUCUGGGGUCUAUACAAACAAGGCCUUAAAUGUGAAGACUGUUGCAUGAACGUUCAUAGUUAUUGUCAGAAAAAAGUGGCCAAUCUUUGUGGAAUCAACCAGAAGCUACUGGCUGAGGCUCUCUCUCAAGUCUCCCAGAAAUCCUUGAAGAAGUCUGAUGGCGCCGAUACAAGCGAAAUUGGGAUCUACCAAGCCCUCGGUCCAGGAGCGCCUCCUUUUGCUGGUAAGAAUGGCAAAGUGAGCGAGAGCUCAAUCUCUGUUGCACCUUCUGUUAAGCGGCCACGCCUCACCCUCGACCACCUGGUCUUCCACAAGGUUUUGGGCAAAGGCAGCUUUGGCAAGGUGCUGUUGGCUGAGCUCAAGGGCCAGGGACAGUACUAUGCGGUUAAGGUUCUCAAAAAGGAUGUGGUUCUAAUGGAUGAUGACGUAGAGUGUACAAUGGUGGAGAAGCGAGUUCUUGCCCUUGCUUGGGAGAAUCCCUUCCUCACACACCUUUACUCUACCUUCCAAUCUGAGGAGCAUCUUUUCUUUGUGAUGGAGUAUCUCAAUGGAGGCGAUUUGAUGUUCCAUAUCCAAGACAAAGGCCGCUUUGAUCUAGCCCGAGCCACAUUCUAUGCUGCUGAGAUAAUCGUUGGGCUGCAGUUCCUCCAUUCAAGAGGAAUUAUUUACAGGGAUCUGAAACUGGAUAAUGUAAUGCUGGACAUGGACGGGCACAUCAAAAUAGCAGACUUUGGCAUGUGUAAGGAGAACAUUUGUGGAGAUGUCCGGGCCUCAACGUUCUGUGGGACACCAGACUAUAUCGCACCAGAGAUUCUCUUAGGACAGAAGUAUACCUUCUCUGUGGACUGGUGGUCUUUUGGUGUGCUGCUCUAUGAAAUGCUGAUUGGCCAGUCACCUUUCCAAGGUGAUGAUGAAGAUGAGCUGUUUGAAUCCAUCCGGUCAGACACCCCUCACUACCCUCGGUGGAUAACCAAGGAGGCCAAGAGAUUGCUUGAGCUGUUAUUUGAGCGAGAUCCGACUCGUAGGCUUGGCGUAGUUGGAAACAUCCGUAAACAGCCCUUUUUCGACUGUAUCAACUGGUCGGCUCUGGAGAAGAGAGAAGUGGCUCCCCCUUUCAAACCCAAAGUGAAAUCCCCAAGUGACUGCAGCAACUUUGACAGAGAAUUCCUGAGUGAAAAGCCACGACUUACCCAUGGCGACAAGAACCUCAUCGAAUCCAUGGAUCAGUUAGCAUUUUCUGGCUUUUCCUUUGUCAACCCCAAAUUGGAACAUCUGAUAAGCAAAUGA
Molecule: messenger RNA, 2049 nt
Organism: Nerophis lumbriciformis (worm pipefish)
Lineage: Eukaryota; Metazoa; Chordata; Actinopteri; Syngnathiformes; Syngnathidae
Source: RefSeq, a predicted model, not a curated record